AUGAAUGAAGCAAUUCUUGCCCGAAGUUUCCCCAGUGGGCUCAUCGACCUAGAAUGGAGACCGUUUGAUAUAUUGGAAUCGGCUCAGAAAAGAAUCUUUCUACACCGCCAACGCGAUCAUUUGAAGCAACUCAUAGCAGAUGGCAUCAUCAUCGUGAAAGAGGGUCACAGUCUCUACAUCAACUACCAAGGACUCAUCGCCGCUACAGAAGGCGGGCCACUGACAGAGGAAGAACUCAAAAACCCAUCCCCUGAGAUGACGCUUAGAGCUAGCAACAAGGAUAAGACAGACCCAGAGGAAUCCCCAUUAGCCGCGCAUAUCAUGGAAGAUUUGGGGACCGCGCCGCCCCUGAAAUGUCGCGCAUGGCGGAAUAUAUUCUAUACGCUGAAUAAAAUGCCCUCAAGUCAACGGACCGCCAGAGCACUAGUUGAUUUGCUGCAGCCGGCCAUCCAGGAGGAAGAAGAGUCUUGGGCAAAGCUAGCUACUAUGGGGGAGUCCUUUGACACCGAAUCAAUCUCAUAUCUUGAUUUCGAUAAAGUAAGAGAUACCAUCUACCAUCUCGCAGGGGAGCCGCAUGAAUGGAAUGAUCCGACGGUCAUCAUGUCUGGCGAAUGGCUUGACUUGUCAAACAUGGUGAAAGCAUUGAGCGACAUGCAUUGUCGGAUCGUCAUAACGGAUAUGAGGCACUCAACUUACUAUGACGACACUCCAAAUCGACUGAGAAAAUAUAAAACCCUGUGGAAACUCGUCAUGAGAGAGUUGCGAAAGAGAAGAAUGGGAAUCCGGAUGCAGGCAUAUGUAGAUGAAUUACUUGAGUCAUCAUCUUUUUACGAGUUCUCAUGA
Molecule: messenger RNA, 843 nt
Organism: Trichoderma asperellum CBS 433.97
Lineage: Eukaryota; Fungi; Ascomycota; Sordariomycetes; Hypocreales; Hypocreaceae
Source: RefSeq, a predicted model, not a curated record